Fomitiporia mediterranea MF3/22 is the source of this 1851-nucleotide messenger RNA. Its product is annotated as glucose oxidase. Gene Ontology annotation, molecular function: oxidoreductase activity, acting on CH-OH group of donors; flavin adenine dinucleotide binding. The transcript is spliced from 6 exons. The record is from RefSeq and is a predicted model, not a curated record. Bases 1 to 1851 code for a protein of 616 amino acids. NCBI's taxonomy places the organism in Eukaryota, Fungi, Basidiomycota, Agaricomycetes, Hymenochaetales, Hymenochaetaceae.
AUGUCUUGGAUUAUUGGACUCCACUAUGUAGUAUAUAAGCGUGCAUUUGGAGUCACUACGGAUGCCAGCUCUGCGAAUGGUCAAACUUUUGACUACAUUAUCGUCGGAGGUGGACUCGCAGGGCUCACUGUUGCUGGACGUCUCUCUGAGGACUCCGCGAAAACCGUGCUCGUCAUUGAAGCUGGGAACGACGACAGAACAAACAAGAGCGUAUAUGACGUUACACAAUAUGGGACUGCGUUUGGUUCAAGCCUGACAUGGACUUGGGAAACGGACUUGGGUAGGGACAUCUUAGGGUCAGUAUCUGAUUCUUUUGACUUGAUCGGAGGGAGUAGCUCUAUUAAUGGGGCCGUAUGGACUCGGGGUAUGAAGGAGCAAUACGACGCAUUCGCGCAGCUUCUGGGCGAAGAAGACGCGAGCUUGAACUGGAACUUCGACUCCCUGUUUGAAUAUAUGAAGAAGUCGGAAUCGUUCACACCUCCCGACGAUGCUCAACGCGCAAAGGGUGCAAACAGUGUCAAUAAGUUCCAUGGCUUUGUAGGGCCUGUUCAUGCUGCUUUCCCGCAAGCCAUGUUUGGAGGUCCUCAACAACCUGCAUUUGUCGAUGCUGUGCGCAACUUGUCCGGAAUCAAGCUUUGUCCGGACGUGAAUGGUGGAAAUAUCAAUUGUGUGAGCUACACGCCUAAUUCGAUAAAUCCGAACGAUUAUGAUCACCGCUCCUCCUCCGCCACGGCGUAUCUCUCGCCAGUUGAAAAUGAGCGAACGAAUUGGAUAACUCUCAUUAAUCACCAGGUGACCAACGUGAUCCUUUCCGGAUCAGUGCCGAACGUGACCGCUACGGGCGUGCAUUUCAAGAAGUCUGAUAACACUGGCGACGUUUUUACAGUAACUGCACGUUUGGAAGUCAUACUUUCAGCUGGUACAAUUGGUACACCGCAAUUACUUCAGAUAUCCGGUAUUGGCGACCCGUCUGUCCUGAGUCCACUCGGCGUCGAAGUCAGGGUGAAUCUUUCGACUGUCGGCAAAAACCUCAUGGAGCGAACAAAGAGUAACCUCGGACAGUCCACUCAGCCUACAUUCGACGAGGAUGGGCUUGGUCCGUCCGAUUGUAUCGCCUACCCAUCGCUAAAAGAACUCUUCUCCGAAAAUGCCGGUUCAAAUGGGAGCGUGACGGGGAACGAGAUAGCAGACCAUAUCAUGAGCUCAUAUGAAUCGUGGGCGGAGAGUCAGGCGGAAUACGGGUUAAAUGCAGACGCUCUCAAGACAAUAUUCGGCAUACAAGCCGGAUUGAUCGUUAAUACCAGUGCGCCCGUUGCUGAGCUUCUGUUCUUCACCGAUGGCGACACUGGUCUUGGUAUCAGCAUGUGGCAGCUUGUUCCUUUCAGCCGCGGAAGGGUCACAAUUAACGGCACAAGCAUCUUUUCAAAACCAGUUAUAACCGUAAACUGGUUCAGCGUCGAUGUUGACCUGAUCAUACAGACUGCGGCAACUCGCCUAUCCCGCAAAGUCCUUAACUAUACUUCGUUUGAUACAAUCACAUCUGGCGAAAUAGUGCCUGGGCUUGGUGUAGUACCAAAUGAUGGGAACGGUGGAGCGGACGACGCAUGGGUCGCUUGGAUUCAAGCUCCGGCACCCAACGGGUUUUCUGCAGUUUGGCAUGAGAUAGGUACGGCGGCGAUGAUGCGACGUGAUUUGGGCGGUGUCGUAGACGGAAAGUUACGCGUAUAUGACACAAAGAACCUACGAGUUGUCGAUGCGAGCGUACUUCCUCUUCACGUCAGUGCACACUUGAGUAGCACCCUGUAUGGAGUUGCGGAGAAGGCAGCGGACAUUAUCAAGUCCGGCGUGUAA